Pundamilia nyererei is the source of this 1852-nucleotide messenger RNA. Its product is annotated as zinc finger protein 605. The transcript is spliced from 8 exons. Gene Ontology annotation, biological process: regulation of transcription by RNA polymerase II. Gene Ontology annotation, molecular function: RNA polymerase II cis-regulatory region sequence-specific DNA binding; DNA-binding transcription factor activity. NCBI's taxonomy places the organism in Eukaryota, Metazoa, Chordata, Actinopteri, Cichliformes, Cichlidae. Bases 221 to 1774 code for a protein of 517 amino acids. The record is from RefSeq and is a predicted model, not a curated record.
AUUUGUGUAAUCCUGAAAACAGGGAGCCGGUGUGGUUCGUGCUCUCGCCUGAGUUCUGUGCUGUCGAUUUUAAAGCCUCCUCUGGGGGCAGCAGAGCGGCCGCGGGCUCCGAGGAGCCGAAUAAGCCGUAGAAGAAGAAAUAGGAGCGGAUGUAAACAAAGAGGAGCAGCAGGGCCAAAGGACGGACCUCACACCGUGAUGUCAUGGUGAUGUCAUAGCGAUGUCGUGGGUGAAGCAGCGGUACCGUGACAUCAGCCCUGUGACCCUGCAGUUGGGGGGCGGAGCUGUGAGCUCCAGCCUGUACUGUGCUGAGGUGGAGGGCGUGGGGGCGGGGCUAGUGGAGUCCUUCCUGGUGGAGCUUUAUCGCUGUAAGCUCUGUCAGUUCACUUGUGGCAUCAAAGCCUCCAUUAACAGCCACCUGCUGCUCACGCACCGCCCCAACGCCUAUCUGGACGGGGCAGAGGCGGGGCUCCAGCAGGGAGCGUCACCCUAUCAGCUAAAGCAGAGUGACGAAGAUGAGGACUUCCUGCUCUACAACAUGCUGGACAACCUGAGCCCGGCUACCUGUGACAUCAGCAGUGAGGGCGGGCUGCAGGUGGCCCACACCUGUGAGGUCACCACACUCUUUGAGGAAGAGGAAGAGGAGCAGGAGGAGGACUCCUCCAUCUUCACUCUGAAGGGGAGCACUUUAUCCUCUCUGGCCGACACCCCCGCCUCCCAGGAGGAGUUGGCGCAGUCCGCCCACCUGAUGACCCUUGGGCUGUGUCGGAUCUCUGCAGUCAGAGCUCCUCCUCUUCCUUCUUCCUCACCGUCCACACAGCUCACGCAACCACAUGACAGCAGUGCCAACAACAAAGCGAAGGCUCCGCCCCCCAGCCUGCUGUGUCUGCUCUGCCCAUUAAAACUGCCGUCGCGGCGGCUGCUUGAUAUCCAUGUCAGGUCACACCGUGCCAGCGGCGGUUUCGGCUGCGUGCGCUGCAACUGGAUGGCCGACAGUUGGGAGGAGGUGGAGCAUCACUGGAGGAGCCGCUGUAGCGAGAGGAGGAAAAGGAGGAGGGAGCGGGAAGAGAAGAAGAAAACCGCGGUGGCGGUCUGUCACAGGAAGUUCGAAAACAGCACGCUGAGAAGCGCUCCUGAAAAACCACGGAAACACAAUGGAUGGAGGAGCCAGCUGAUUGGACGUGCAAAGCGUAAGGAGGCGGAGCUUCUUGACAGGCAGGCCAGCAGAGCUCGGGCCGCAUCACGGCCGGUCACCAUGGAGACCACGAGGAAAACCACAAGGAGGACGAACGGAGACGGCGAGCAGCUGACAGCAGAGAGCGGGAAGCAGAUGGGCUUCAGCUGCUCGCUGUGCCACAGCAGGAAGUUCUCCUCUAAACUGACUCUGAGGCGUCACCUGGGCGUUCAUGGGGGAGAGAAACCGUUCACCUGUCCUCACUGCUCCUACAGCAGCCGGCUGAAGGCCUCACUGCUGCAACACCUGAGGACUCACACAGGUGAGAAGCCGUACAGGUGUGCAGAGUGUCCGUAUGCGUCCAUCGAUCGCAGCUCUCUGCUCCGACACUACAGGACUCACAGCCAGGAGAAACCAUACAGGUGUCAGCACUGUGACUACAGCAGCAUCCAGAAGAAGAGUUUGGAUCUCCAUGCUCGCCGCCAUCACACUGGUGAGGCAUUCCCAUGUCAACAGUGCGACUACUCAAGCCCGGACCGCCAGCUGCUGCUGAGACAUGUCCGCAGACACCACACCCCCUCCCAGCAAGCUGCGUUCUGAACAUGCGCUGGUGUGACGGGGCUCGGCACAAAGUUUUAUUUGUGGACUUUUUUAAUGAAAAUAAAAGCUUAGAAAAAA